AUGCGACGUGCGGCCACGUCUAAGUAUGAGCCAGCUCAGUGCUCUGGCCUGAGAGCUGCGAAGUGUUACUGCUCCUCGGAUGGAGAUACUGCUGAUAUUGAUCUCAGUGGAAUCAGAAGGAGAAUAAUGGCAGCUUUGAGAAAUGGCUACGCAUGCUUACAGAACAGGCCUGUGUGUAGCAAGAAGGAUGGAGCCGACUUCCACAUCACUGGUUUCUUCUUCAUUGAAAAGCCAGCUUGCAAGGACCCAAUACCUACCACCAGAAUCCACCAGAAUAACACAUCAAAAUAUGAGAGAGUUGGAAAAGAGACUGUGCAGACAACAGAAGACCAGAUCUUGAAAAGGGAUAUGCCACCAGCAUUUAUCAAAGUGGAGAACGCCUGCACCAAACUUGUUCGGGCAGCCCAGAUGCUGCAAGCAGAUCCUUAUUCAGUACCAGCUCGUGACUAUCUAAUUGACGGAUCAAGAGGCAUCCUUUCUGGAACGUCAGACUUACUGCUGACAUUUGAUGAAGCGGAGGUCCGUAAAAUCAUCCGUGUCUGCAAAGGAAUAUUGGAAUAUCUGACUGUGGCGGAAGUAGUAGAGACUAUGGAGGAUUUGGUGACAUACACAAAGAAUCUAGGGCCAGGAAUGACAAAAAUGGCCAAAAUGAUUGAUGAGAGACAACAGGAAUUAACUCAUCAGGAACAUAGGGUUAUGCUGGUAAACUCCAUGAAUACUGUGAAGGAGCUAUUGCCAGUACUUAUUUCAGCUAUGAAGAUUUUCGUAACCACGAAAAAUUCUAAAAGCCAGGGAAUAGAAGAGGCAUUGAAAAAUCGCAAUUUCACAGUAGAGAAAAUGAGUGCUGAGAUAAAUGAAAUAAUCCGUGUAUUACAACUCACUUCCUGGGAUGAAGAUGCCUGGGCAAGCAAGGACACUGAAGCCAUGAAAAGAGCUUUAGCCUUAAUAGAUUCAAAGAUGAACCAGGCAAAAGGGGAUGCUGGUGAGCAAGCAAUAAGGCAGAUCCUUGAUGAAGCUGGAAAAGCAGGAGAACUGUGUGCAGGCAAAGAACGCAGAGAGAUUCUGGGAACAUGCAAAACGCUGGGCCAGAUGACUGAUCAACUGGCUGACCUCAGAGCUAGAGGACAGGGUGCUACACCCAUGGCUAUGCAGAAAGCACAGCAGGUGUCACAAGGUCUGGAUAUGCUCACUGCAAAAGUGGAGAACGCAGCCCGCAAAUUAGAGGCCAUGACAAACUCUAAGCAGGCAAUUGCUAAGAAGAUCGAUGCUGCUCAGAAUUGGCUUGCGGAUCCUAAUGGGGGCAGUGAAGGAGAAGAACACAUUCGGGGAAUUAUGGCUGAAGCAAGAAAAGUUGCAGAAUUAUGUGAGGAGCCUAAAGAAAGAGAUGAUAUCCUUCGUUCCUUGGGGGAAAUCUCUGCUUUGACAGCUAAGCUGUCAGAUCUGCGGCGACAUGGGAAAGGUGACUCUCCUGAGGCCCGUGCGUUGGCCAAGCAGAUAGCUACAUCACUUCAGAAUUUACAGUCCAAGACAAACAAGGCUGUAGCAAAUACCAGGCCAGUUAAAGCAGCUGUCCAUUUGGAGGGCAAGAUUGAGCAAGCUCAAAGGUGGAUAGACAAUCCUACAGUUGCUGAUCGGGGAGUAGGCCAGGCAGCAAUUCGGGGUCUGGUUGCAGAAGGUCGCCGUUUAGCCAAUGUCAUGAUGGGACCUUAUCGUCAAGACCUGCUUGCCAAGUGUGACCGUGUAGACCAGCUGGCUGCUCAGCUAGCUGACCUUGCAGCAAGAGGGGAGGGAGAAUCUCCUCAGGCCAGGGCAAUUGCUGCUCAGCUUCAGGACUCACUGAAGGAUCUGAAAACACGGAUGCAAGAAGCAAUGACCCAAGAGGUUUCUGAUGUUUUUAGUGAUACCACAACUCCUAUUAAAUUGCUAGCAGUAGCAGCCACUGCUCCUUCUGAUGCUCCCAAUAGAGAUGAGGUGUUUGAUGAAAGAGCAGCAAACUUUGAAAACCAUGCUGCUAAACUGGGAGCUACAGCAGAAAAAGCAGCUGCAGUUGGAACUGCGAAUAAAACUACUGUGGAGGGCAUUCAAGCAACAGUGAAAUCAGCAAGGGAACUUACCCCACAGGUAGUAUCAGCUGCUCGUAUCCUCCUGAGAAAUCCUGGAAAUCAAGCUGCUUAUGAACAUUUUGAGACCAUGAAAAACCAAUGGAUUGAUAAUGUAGAAAAAAUGACAGGGUUGGUGGAUGAAGCCAUUGAUACUAAAUCCCUGUUGGAUGCAUCAGAAGAGGCUAUUAAGAAAGAUCUUGAUAAAUGUAAAGUUGCGAUGGCUAAUAUUCAACCUCAGAUGCUGGUAGCUGGUGCCACCAGCAUUGCUAGACGAGCAAACCGCAUCCUACUGGUAGCAAAACGGGAGGUUGAAAAUUCAGAAGACCCUAAAUUCCGUGAGGCUGUUAAAGCAGCCUCUGAUGAGCUAAGCAAAACUAUAUCGCCAAUGGUAAUGGAUGCUAAAGCUGUGGCAGGAAAUAUUUCUGAUCCUGGUUUGCAGAAGAGUUUCUUGGAUUCUGGGUACAGAAUUCUGGGAGCUGUGGCCAAAGUCAGAGAAGCUUUCCAGCCUCAGGAACCAGAUUUUCCCCCUCCUCCUCCUGACCUUGAGCAGCUUCAUCUGACUGAUGAGCUUGCUCCUCCAAAACCACCACUUCCAGAAGGUGAGGUUCCCCCACCCAGACCACCACCACCUGAAGAAAAGGAUGAAGAGUUCCCAGAGCAGAAAGCAGGAGAAGCUAUUAAUCAGCCCAUGAUGAUGGCUGCUAGGCAGUUGCAUGACGAAGCCCGGAAAUGGUCUAGCAAGCCUGAUGUGACUGUGAUUAAUGAAGCGGCUGAGGCUGGUGUAGAUAUAGAUGAGGAGGAUGAUGCAGAUGUUGAAUUCACUCUCCCCUCUGACAUUGAAGAUGAUUACGAGCCUGAGCUGCUGUUAAUGCCAACCAAUCAGCCUGUUAACCAGCCCAUUCUGGCUGCUGCUCAGUCUCUACAUCGGGAAGCAACCAAGUGGUCUAGUAAGGGUAACGACAUCAUUGCUGCUGCUAAACGAAUGGCACUGCUAAUGGCAGAGAUGUCGCGCCUGGUGAGAGGAGGUAGCGGAAACAAGCGUGCCCUUAUUCAGUGUGCAAAGGAUAUUGCUAAGGCAUCAGAUGAAGUCACUCGAUUGGCCAAAGAGGUGGCAAAGCAGUGCACUGACAAGCGCAUUAGAACAAACCUCUUGCAGGUCUGCGAGCGAAUCCCAACCAUCAGUACACAACUCAAAAUUCUUUCCACUGUCAAAGCUACCAUGCUGGGCAGAACUAAUAUCAGCGAUGAAGAGUCGGAACAGGCAACUGAGAUGUUGGUUCAUAAUGCCCAGAAUCUCAUGCAGUCUGUGAAGGAAACUGUGAGAGAAGCUGAAGCAGCAUCCAUUAAGAUCAGAACAGAUGCUGGAUUCACUCUUCGCUGGGUCAGAAAGACCCCGUGGUAUCAGUAA
This is a messenger RNA of Nipponia nippon (crested ibis), 3510 nucleotides long. The record is from RefSeq and is a predicted model, not a curated record. Lineage: Eukaryota; Metazoa; Chordata; Aves; Pelecaniformes; Threskiornithidae.